Cyprinodon tularosa is the source of this 3770-nucleotide messenger RNA. It is a transcript of the gene hoxb3a, whose product is annotated as homeobox B3a. The transcript is spliced from 5 exons. The coding region runs from base 2252 to 3676 and encodes 474 amino acids. Gene Ontology annotation, biological process: regulation of transcription by RNA polymerase II. The record is from RefSeq and is a predicted model, not a curated record. Gene Ontology annotation, molecular function: DNA-binding transcription factor activity, RNA polymerase II-specific; RNA polymerase II cis-regulatory region sequence-specific DNA binding. NCBI's taxonomy places the organism in Eukaryota, Metazoa, Chordata, Actinopteri, Cyprinodontiformes, Cyprinodontidae. Gene Ontology annotation, cellular component: nucleus.
AUAUAUAUAUAUAUAUAUGUUUUACUUUCCGGCUGCCUGUCUAUUAUCUAGUGUCCAAUGUGUGAAUAUUUAGUGUGAUAUUUUCCUUUUGUAUUCAGUCAUCCUCUUAAGUUAUUUCCAUCCAGUGAAGCUCAGCCCCUCCCUGCUUAACCCCCCCAUCCCUUCCCCGUCCUCUCACCGUGUUGUUACAAGCACCAUUGAAACCUGAACUCACUUUUACUGUGGAAGAAGGGGAAAUGUUUGCGUGUUUGUGAAUGAGGUCGUGCUAAAAAAAAGUGCGCGUGUGUUUGUGAACCAAUCGAGCGGCCUUCGUGUCUCUGUCCGUCCCUUGUUUCUGUGUAACCGACCGAAAUAUAUCGUUGUUGUGAUUAUUUGUUGAAUGUGUCACAUCUGAUGUACACACACACACACACACAUAUGGUGACGUUUUGACGGUUGUGGUCGCGUUUGUGUGAGCGCGUGGGUGAAUGAGAGCUGUGCGGUAUUGUGUCCUUGUAAACUUUCUGUCAGUGAGCUUUUUGUAACUGUUUCGGAUUUGAGUGAAACAUAAUUAUGAAUAAAGUUUCUCACGGUAAAGCGGAGUGGACAGCAUGACGCAGCUGUUCACAGAGGAAAACUGGAUUUUUUUUGUAGAGCUUAACACAUUAUUCAGCUACAGGAGCUUAAAAAUGCAUGAAAAAAUACUCCAUAUUUAAAGAAGCUUAUAUGGGAGUGAAGCUUAUAUGAAGAAAAAAAGUAUGUUCUCCAAAAAUUAUUCGUGUAUCUCGCAGGCCUGUCUGGAACCUGAGCCUAGAAAUAUCUAAAGCUCAAAGGAUAAAGGCGACAUUUAAGCACAAACCUGAUCAGUUAAACAAAAAAGCAAGAAAAAAAUAAAGGCCAAAUUAAGUGCAGUUUUCUACCUAAAAACAAAUGACCAUCGGUGGUCAAAUGCGUCACGUUUCUGUCCUUUCCGCGUCGAACGGAAGCAGCUUCCAGAAAAUCCAGUUAUUGUCUCCUGAUUAUCUCUGCUUGUAAACAACCGAAUGAACUUUUAAACUCACCGGCUGCUGACACUGUUUCCCUGUAAACUCCCCGCGUUACGCGCGGGCCACACGGGUCCUUCUCCGAGCCUCAUCCGGCCAUAACCUCCCGGCCCUUCUUGCGUGCUGUGUGUGGGCUGCUGUUUUAAAGCCAUGUAUAGAUUUUUAAACUAAACUCUCUUCCUGCUUUGGGCCAAACUGAAAAAUGGAGGCAGCUUUGACAUUUACGUGUCAAACAGAUGAGGGGUUUUAUCUCCAAGUUGGAUCGUAAAAAUCUGUUUUGAUUCCUCUCACUGGCUCUCCUCUGGUCACGUGGGGUCCAUAAAGUUAGUUUUAUGGUUUAGGGGAGUUGACAAUGUAUUUCACAUUCUAGAAAGCAAGUGACGGUUUAACGGCUUCGUGUGGAUUCUAAAAGGGUCAGUAAAACAGAGACGGAGCGGGAGAAGCGGUGUGUGCGUUUAUGUGUGCGUGAGACGGAGAGAGAGAGAGAGAGAAAGGGAAAUAGAGAGAGAACAGGCCACUAUUAGCGGCAGCUGUUCCUGCUCAGGUUGGCACUUGGAGCCCGGAGAUCUCCGCUGUGUUCCGCUGAGGAGUCUGGAGGCAGGCGAAGGACAGGCAGCAGGCACAACAUUACGGAAAAGGAACGGGCCGGUGCAAUAGCUCAAGCCUUGACAACCAAAUAGAUAAUCAACAAGACGAAUGGCUUCUUUUGGGAGCAGCUCCACACAAGACCCCUUAUGCCAGGAGAGAGGGAGGGCAAAGUGCACAUAGACCCAGGAAAAAGAAAAAGAAGACGUCUCAGAAGACACUUGGAAGACCCCCCCCCCCUACCACCAACACCACUACCCCCGCCUUUCAAACUUCCUCCUCUUAAAAUACAGACUAACACACAUAGAUAUCCACACACACACAAACCUCCCCUCAGUGGACAUCAAGCAGCUAUUUUUAAAUCCCACAAAUCAGCCCAUAAAAAGAAGAAAAGUUUUUGUGUUUGUUAAUGAUGAGAACAAGAGCUCAGGAGAGAAACUCCAGGCCAGCAGUCAGAAGCCGUCACAGUGCAAGACAAGGAGGAGAAGAAAAGAUGGCCUCCAGGCUCCUGGAAGCUGCGACAAAGGUCAGGUUGCAGGGGACCGUUGGAGAGACACCGUCACGUGACCCCCGGUACCAAAUGGUCUUCCGGCAGUGGUUUUCAGUAAGGACCGGAGCAAAAGACGCUGCCAUCUCUCUCAGAAAUGCAGAAGACGACAUACUACGACAACUCCCCGACGCUCUUCGGUGGCUACUCCACCUACCAGGUGCAGGGAGCAGCUGCAGCUGCUGCCAAUGGCUUUGGGGGCUAUGAUGCCCCGGUGCCAGUGUCCCACCACCAAGCUCCCUUCCAGUCGCAGACCCAUCUGGAUGUGGAUUCGUACCAACACUCCGCCUGCUCUCUGCAGUCACUGGGUAAUAAUAGUGGCCACCAGCAGCAGCAGCUAGCAAAGGCCAAGGAGCUGAAUGGCAGCUGCAUGCGGCCCAGUCUGCCACCCGAGCACCUCCCUGCCUCCCAGGUGUCCCCCCCACUGCCCCCCAAACCCAGCAAUGGUAAUGCCGCCGCUCAGCAACCGGGGGGCAGUGCUGGGUCUUCUACAGUCGCCAAAUCAGGCCCUAAUAAGUCCUCAAAUUCCUCCUCCUCCACAUCUUCCUCCACAUCAUCCAGCUCCUCUUCACUGCCGCCCAACCCGGCGCUGGCCAAGCAGAUCUUCCCCUGGAUGAAAGAGUGUCGCCAAACCACCAAGCAGAAAAACUGUUCGCCCAGCAACAACUCCAGCAACGCAACAGGGGGCGCUGAGAGCGGCAGCAGUGGGGAGAAGAGUCCGAGUGGAGGUUUGUCGGCGUCGUCCAAGCGCGCUCGUACGGCGUACACCAGCGCUCAGCUGGUGGAGCUGGAGAAGGAGUUCCACUUCAACAGGUACCUUUGCCGGCCGCGGCGCGUGGAAAUGGCCAACCUGCUGAAUCUGUCCGAACGCCAGAUUAAGAUCUGGUUCCAGAACCGAAGAAUGAAGUACAAAAAAGACCAGAAGUCCAAGGGCUUGAGCUCCAGCUCUGGAGGACCGUCCCCCACAGGUUCCCCUCCUCUGACCAUGCAGUCCUCUGCCAGCUUCCUGAACUCAAUGCAUCCAAUGGGAGGAGGAGGAGGGGGCCCUACCUAUGAGACCCCUUCUCCACCUUCAUUUGGAAAGCUCCACCAGGGGGUGUCUUAUUCUAUGUCCACUGCCUAUUCUAAUGUUCCAAUGAAGGGCUGCCCUCCUCAGAAAUACGGUGCCGCUGAUCCAGACUACGGUGACCCCCACCACAGCCUAGUGCAGACCAACGCUGCCGGCUAUGGGACACCAACUAACAUGCAGGCCAGUCCGGUCUACGUUGGGGGCGGCAGCUAUGUGGAGCCCGGGCCCUCCAUGUAUGGCCUAAACCACCUCGGCCCUACGCCGCCUCACCACCAAACCAUAGACUACAACGGCGCGGGGCCGAUGUCAACUACCAACCAGCACCUCGUGGGUGGAGGGGGCCCCCAGGGUCCCUGUGAGCCACCCACACAUCCUACUUACACCGAGCUGUCAGCACACCACACCUCGACUCAGGGCAGAAUCCAGGAAGCACCCAAGCUCACUCACCUGUAGCAGGUUUAGAGCAAAACGAAAAUGUAGAAAUGAGAGAAUAUAGCAGAAAAAAAACAAACAUAACAUGACCUGAUUCACUGAGAGAUGAACCAAA